Molecule: messenger RNA, 4709 nt
Organism: Girardinichthys multiradiatus
Lineage: Eukaryota; Metazoa; Chordata; Actinopteri; Cyprinodontiformes; Goodeidae
Product: protein NLRC3-like
Exons: 14
Coding region: 142-3870 (1242 amino acids)
Molecular function (GO): protein binding
Source: RefSeq, a predicted model, not a curated record
GAGUGCAGACUUAAGGGUGUUUUCUUUGGCUUUAGUUUCACUUCAGCUUGUCUUCGGUGGGCGCCGGUCGUGGUGGAGACACGGUACCGAACCUGUAACUGAACCUGGACAGUGUCUCAAUGAAUCCUGACUUCAAACAAGAUGAUAAUGACUGGGUUGCAGAAACUAGAUUCUCCUGACUCUACCUGGGUGUCAAGCAAGAUUGAUGUGAUAAAGGAAGUCCCCAAUGACCUCAAAGAACAACCCUCAUCUGCUGAACAGAUUGUUUUCAGGAUUGCGUUAAGCCCAGACUCGUCUGACUCUUGCUGUGUGUCAUGCUGCAGCGAUGAGUCAAAGGAUCUUGGUAUUGCCUUUGAAGGACAGCCCUCACUGGAAAAACCGGUGACACUGCUACAGAGGGGAGACUUUUCUGGUCCUAGCUGUGUGCCCUGCAAUAGUGAUGCGUCAAAGGACCUUUACUUUGUGUUUAAAGAAGAAUCCUUAUCUGCUGAAGAGAUAAUCCAGCUCCAGAGCUCAGACUCGCCUGACCCUAGCUGUGCAUCAUGCCAGAGUGAUACAUCAAAGGAAAUUGUCAUCUUCUUUAAAAUAAAUUCAUUAUCUCCUAAACAAAUAUGUGAACAGAAAAGCUCAAAGAAGUUUUUUAGUCUAGAAUAUACUGAAGGUUUUGCAAGUCUGUGGGAGGAUGAGAAGGUGUUGGGAGAUGAGGCAGUAGCAGAGAUCAUAAAGCGAUUGCUUGACAAAGUGAAUAUUAAGGAGCUGAUUGAUCAUCUGCAUAAAAAUGCUGAUGCUGCAGUUUGUCAACGUAAACUCAAAUCUGCACUGGAGAAGAAGUUCCAAUGUUUGUCUGAAGGGAUUGCUAAGGCAGCAAACCCAACCCCUCUGAAUAAGAUCUACACAGAUCUCUACAUCACAGAGGGUGGAAUUGGAGAGGAGAAUGAAGAACAUGAGCUUAGACACAUUGAAGCAGUUUCCAGAAAACAAGACGGAAAAGAACUGACAAUCAGACUGGAACAACUUUUCAAAGAUUCACCUGGACAAAAUAACGGAGCCAGAACAGUGAUGACAAGGGGAGUGGCUGGUAUUGGAAAAACAGUCCUAACACAGAAGUUCACUCUGGACUGGGCUGAAAACAAAACCAACCAAAACAUCCAGUUCAUAUUCCCAUUCACAUUCAGAGAGCUGAAUGUCUUGAAAGGAAAAGAGUUCAGCUUGGUGGAACUUGUUCAUCAUUUCUUUACUGAAACCAUGGAAAUCUACAGUUUUCAAGAGUUCCAGGUGAUAUUCAUCUUUGAUGGUCUGGAUGAGUGCCGACUUCCUCUGGACUUCCAGAAUAACAAGAUCCUGAAUGACAUUACAGAGUCCGCCUCAGUGGAUGUAGUUCUGACAAACCUGAUCCGAGGGAAACUGCUUCCCUCUGCUCGUCUCUGGAUAACAACACGACCUGCAGCAGCCAAUCAGAUCCCUCCUGACUGUGUUGACAUGGUGACAGAAGUCGGGGGGUUUGCCGACCCACAGAAAGAGGAGUACUUCAGGAAAAGAUUCAGAGAUGAGGAGCAGGCCAGCAAGAUUAUAUCUCAUAUCAAUACAUCAAGAACCCUCCACAUCAUGUGCCACAUCCCAGUCUUCUGCUGGAUCACUGCUACAGUUCUGGAGAAUGUCUUUAAAACAGGACAGGCUGGAGAACUGCCGAAAACCCUGACUGAGAUGUACAUUUACUACCUGGUGGUCCAAACUAAGGUUAAGAUGGUGAAAUAUGAUGGAGAAGAUGAGACAGAUGAGCCCUGGAGUUCAAAGAGCAGAAAGAUGAUUGAGUCUCUGGGAAAACUGGCCUUUGACCAGCUGCAGAAAGGAAACCUGAUCUUUUAUGAAUCAGAUUUGAGAGAAUGUGAAAUCAGUAUCAACGAUGCUACAGAGUACUCAGGAAUGUUCACACAAAUUUUUAAAGUAGAGAGGGGGCUGUACGAUGACAAGCUGUUCACUUUUGUACAUCUGAGCGUUCAGGAGUUUCUUGCUGCUCUUCAUGUCCAUUUGGCCUUCACCACUUUGGGUGUCAAUUUGUUAAAAGAAAAACAACCCUCAUGGUUAUCCAUGUUUUUAAACAAACCAAAUGUUAUAGGUUUUUACCACAGUGCUGUGAAUGAGGCCUUACAGAGUCCAAAUGGACACCUGGAUUUGUUCCUUCGCUUCCUCUUGGGACUUUCACUGGAGACAAAUCAGAAACUCUUACAAGGCCUGCUGACACAAACAGAAAAAAGCACACAGGUAAAUCAGGAAACUGUCAAGUACAUCAAAGAGAAGAUCAAUGAGAAUCGGUCUGCAGAAAAAAGCAUCAAUCUGUUCCACUGUCUAAAUGAACUGAAUGAUGGUUCUCUUGUGCAAGAGGUCCAGCAGUUCUUAUCUUCAGGACCACUCCGCACAGAUAAGCUGUCUCCCGCUCAGUGGUCGGCCUUGGUCUUCUUAUUAUCUUCCGAAAAACAGCUAGAUGUAUUUGACCUGAGCAGGUUCUCUCCUUCUGAGGAGGUUCUUCUUAGGCUGUUGCCCGUUGUCAAAGCCUCAAAGAAAGUUGUACUGACCUUCUGUGUCCUUUCACAAAGAAGUCUCGAAGCUCUGUCCUCAGUUCUUGGCAUCAAGUCCUCUUCUUUGAGAGAGCUGGAUCUUAGUAACAACAAUCUACAAGAGUCAGGAAUGAAACUGAUUUCUGAUGGAUUGAAAAGUCCAAACUGCACUCUGAGAACUCUUAGGAUGAGUGGAUGUUCCCUUUUGGCGAGAAGUAUUGACCUCUUACAUCCACUUCUCAGCAGCGUGUUAUCUCGUCUGAAAGAGCUUGACCUGAGCAACAACAUCCUGCAAGGUUCAGCAGUUAAUAAGUUGUCUGAGGGACUGAAGAAUCCACAUUGUCAACUGGAAAUUCUCAGACUGAAUCUUUGUUGCCUGUCAGAGACAAGCUGUGAAGCUGUGUCUGCAGUUCUCAGCUCUGAAUCCACUAGCCUUAGAGAGCUGGACCUAAGUAACAAUAACCUGCGGGAUUCAGGAGUGAAGCUGCUAUCGGCUGGACUGGGGAGUUCAUACUGUAAGCUAAAAACUCUGAGGCUGUCCGGCUGUCUGGUCACAGAAGAAGGCCUUGCUUCUCUGGCAUCAGCUUUGAAUUGCAACCCUUCCCACCUGAGAGAACUGGAUCUGAGCUACAACCAUCCAGGAGAUUGUGGAGUAAAACUUCUAUCUGCUAAUCAGAAGGAUCCACGGUUCAGACUUGAAUCUCUCAAAAUAGACCCAGCUGGAGUCCAGUGGUUAAGACCAGGAUUGAGGAAAUAUUGCUGUAAACUCACGAUCGACAGAAACACAAUGAACCGAAACGUGAAACUGUCACACAACAACACAAAGGCAUCAUUUGUGGAAGAGGCUCAGUCAUAUCCCGAUCAUCCAGACAGGUUUGACAAAAACCAUCAGGUGAUGUGUUCAAAUGAUCUGACAGGUCGCUGUUACUGGGAGGUCGAGCUCAUGGGUGGUGUUCACACUUCAGUGUGUUACAAAGGAAUCAUCAGGAGAGGAGAGAGGAAUGAUGGUUGGUUCGGCGGGAAUGACCAAUCCUGGACCCUGUUCUAUGAUGGCAGCUGUUACUCUAUUUGGCACAAUAAGAAAGGAAUAUCUAUCCCUUAUACCACUAUCACCACAUCCUCUUCAUCUCACAGAAUAGCAGUGUAUUUGGACUCGCUGGCUGGAACUCUAUCCUUCUACAGCGUGUCCUCAGACACAUUGAGCCACAUCCACACCUUCCACACCACAUUCACCGAACCCCUUUAUGCAGGAUUUGGAUUGUGGUCAUGGAUGAAUGUACCUCUGGAUUCCUCUGUGCGUCUCAUCUCUUUCUAGAAGCAGUUAAGUCUCUAAACAAAAGGAGGCAGAGAAGUACCAUGUUGGUUCUUGAGAUGCCAGCUUAAAUGUCACCUUUGAUAUGUUGACGUCACAGCUUUCUUCCAAUAUGAUCAAUAUACAAGUACUUGCUGUCAUUGAUAUUCGGUUUACAGAGCUGUUAAAUAGUAUUUGCGUCUACAGAUUUCUUCUAUUUUUGGUGUUGUUCCACACUUAAAUGUUUCAUGUCUUCAAACUAAUUUCUGUAUCAGACAAAGGCAAGCUGAGUAAAUAAAUACAAACCUAAAAAAAAAACAGACCCUUUGUGAAAAAGCAACUGCCAUCCUUAAAUUAAUACUUCUUUGAAAGGUGAGUUUAAUUUCACUAGCCACACUCAGGCCUGAUUUUUGCCAGAUCUGUAGGAUUACGAAAUAACUCAAAUAGAACCUUUUCCACAACAUGAAGUAGUCUAAAAGAUCCGAAAAGCAACACAUCAUUCCAUCAAGUACCUAAAGAAAUUCUAGAACAGAUGGAAAAACAAGUCCUUGGCAUGCAUCAGUCUAGAAAAGUGUUCAAAGCCUUUUCUAAGGCUUUGGGACUCCAGCAAACCACAGUGAAGGCUAUUUUUCACAAAUGGAAAAAAAAUUGAACAACAUUGAAAUGUCCCAGCAGUUGCCAGACUACUAAUAUUACUCCAAGAGUACACUGACAACUAAUCUGAUAUGUCAGAAAAAGAUCAUAUAACAACAUCUGACAUCCCAUUUUUUUGGGUGGCCUAAUCAAAGCUCGGAGUUAAAUCCGAUUCUGAUUCUGUGGUGUGACCUUAAACAGGCCAUUCGUGGUUAGAUAAUUAUGCAAAG